AUGUUGCAACACGUUCCCAUUCUCGACACGAUUCAGGAUGUUCUUGGCAACAUUAAAGACAUGACUCGCACAGGCCUGCGGAGACAACUGAACGUAUCAUACGACUACGACUUUUCUAUAUGCUCCUUUCUUGUGAAGACAUCGAAGUCGAGCAUCUUCUUCACAGAAUGCAGUCUUGUUGAUGCUAAUUCCAAGUCAUCUCACAAUGAAGCCCAGGACAGGACGAUUCUCACUGAGGAACAAAGAAAAUUCCUGGAUCGCGCACUUCGUGUAAAUCAAGCAGGAGAGCUUGCUGCCACACUUAUCUAUACCGCCCAAACACCUCCGGUUGUAAAAGCCCACCCCAAUCUCCGACCUCUAAUGAAGCAUAUGUAUGAUCAAGAAGCCGGCCAUUUCAAAACCUUUAAUGAAUUGCUGGCAAAGCAUCGAAUUAGGCCGACUGCGAUGUAUCCCGUGUGGCAAGCUGCGGCGACCAUCCUCGGCUGGUCGACUGGGGUGAUGGGGCGGGAAGCUGCAAUGGCUUGUACUGAAGCUGUCGAGACGGAAAUUGGCGAUCAUUACAAUGGACAAGUGAGAGAGAUGUUCAAAUGGAUGCAGGACUUGCAAGAAAAAGGAGAAGAGCUUGAUCCCGAGUUGAAAGUUUUGAUUGAUGAUAUCAAGAGGAUCCGUGAUGAAGAGUUGGAACAUCUGGAUUAUGCAGUCGAAAAUGACGCAAAGGAAGCCCAACCUUACCAACCAUUGACUGAUGUCAUUCGGUAUGGUUGUAAGGGUGCCAUUUGGAUCAGUGAAAGAAUAUGA
Molecule: messenger RNA, 798 nt
Organism: Exophiala oligosperma
Lineage: Eukaryota; Fungi; Ascomycota; Eurotiomycetes; Chaetothyriales; Herpotrichiellaceae
Exons: 2
Coding region: 1-798 (265 amino acids)
Biological process (GO): ubiquinone biosynthetic process
Cellular component (GO): mitochondrial inner membrane
Molecular function (GO): 3-demethoxyubiquinol 3-hydroxylase activity
Source: RefSeq, a predicted model, not a curated record